Molecule: messenger RNA, 907 nt
Organism: Sipha flava (yellow sugarcane aphid)
Lineage: Eukaryota; Metazoa; Arthropoda; Insecta; Hemiptera; Aphididae
Product: cuticle protein 21-like
Exons: 2
Coding region: 106-801 (231 amino acids)
Cellular component (GO): extracellular matrix
Source: RefSeq, a predicted model, not a curated record
AAAACGGGUGCUACUGAAGAUUCAAUCACAUCACAAUCAACCACCACAAACAGUAAUAAACAAGAAAUAUUCACAGUUAAAAAAAAAAAACACAACUUCUUCAACAUGAAGGUAUUCAUCAUCCUGCCUUUAGUAGCUGCCAUGGCUUCCGCCGACUUCAUCAGAACCGUGCCAACUUACAUUACAUCUUCAUUAACCUCACACGGACCUGUUCCAUGGGCUUAUUUGCAACCGUUUUACCAAUCAGCCCCGGUGGUGGCAUACACAGAACCAGAAGCCAAAUUAGUCGUCGCUACAGCACCAGCCAAAAUUGUUACACCAGCCAGAGCCGUUCCAACUGCUCGAGCUGAAGUUGUUCCCGUAGCUCCCGCUAAACUAGUCGCACCGGCACUUCCGGUGGCUAAGAUUGUACAAGUGGUACCUGCUCAAGCUCAAUUACAGCCAAACCCUUCAUACUCCUUUGCAUACGAAGUCCAAGAUCAAAUUACCGGUGACUCUAAAAGCCAACAAGAAACCCGAAAUGGUGAUAUCGUGAAAGGCAGAUACAGUUUGAUCGAACCCGAUGGCUCCAGAAGAACCGUAGACUACACAGCUGAUCCAACGAACGGAUUCAACGCAUUUGUGCAGAAAUCAGACACACAACAAGCCGUUUUCGUACCAUCAGUCUCAACCGACGACGUAGAAACUAUCAAAGUAGACACCAUUGAAGUUGAACCAGUCAGGUAUGCGCCUACGGUCACUAAACCACUGAAGAAUACGCUCGCUGUGCCCGAAACUAAAACGACUAAAACUGGUUAUUGAUAAACAUUUAAUUCACAUGUAUACUUGGCUAUAAAUUCCAAUUUAAUUUAUGUAGAGUAGAUACGAUUAAAUUAUAUACAUUUUCUUUUUAAAUGAUAAACUGUAA